Messenger RNA from Pogonomyrmex barbatus (red harvester ant), 886 nucleotides. Its product is annotated as ribosomal RNA processing protein 36 homolog. The record is from RefSeq and is a predicted model, not a curated record. Lineage: Eukaryota; Metazoa; Arthropoda; Insecta; Hymenoptera; Formicidae. Gene Ontology annotation, biological process: maturation of SSU-rRNA from tricistronic rRNA transcript (SSU-rRNA, 5.8S rRNA, LSU-rRNA). Gene Ontology annotation, cellular component: nucleolus; 90S preribosome.
CUUAAAUAUUGUUCAUUACAUGAACAAAAUAUAUUUCUAACCUAAAAAUGUAUUGUCGUAUUUUGUUACAGUGAUCAACAAAUUUAUAUUCUACUAUAUUAAAUCGUUAUAUUAAAUCAUAAAAUUUAACAUGAAUUACGAGGAAGAGUCUUUACUUUUGGAAGACAAAAGUCGGGAGCAAAUACGAGAGGAAUUAAAACAUAUGAGUUUUGAGGACUUGCAGAAGUUAAAAGAAAAAUUAGGUACCAAAGUGUAUAAUCAGAGAGUACUUGGAAAAAAAUAUAAGAAGAAAACAGAAUUUAAGCGGGAAAAUAAGAACAGGCCAAGAGAAAUGUCUGCCAAAAAACCAGUUCCAAAAUAUAAACAAAUAACUGAAGUCAAAAAAGUUGUAUCUCGAGAUCCUAGAUUUGAUAGUUUAUGUGGUACAUUUGAUCAGAAGGCCUUCAAACGUUCUUAUGCAUUUAUUAAUAAAUUGCGAGAAAACGAUCUCAAAACUUUACAAAAAGAAUUGAAAGAAACUAUAGAUAAAAAAGUUGUGAAAAAGAUAAAAUAUCUCAUUCAGAGACUUGAAAAUCAGUUAAGAGAAGAAAAAAAGAGGAAGGAGAAAGAAGAAAAGAAAUUACAAGAAAAGAAAGAACUGCUACAAUCUUUUAAACGAGGAGAAAAGCCUGUUUUCAAGAAAAAAUCUGAUAAAAAGAUCUUAGAUUUAGUUUCACGGUAUGAAGAAUUGAAAAACACAGGUAAACUGAAUAAGCAUUUGCGACUGCAAGAAAAGAAUAAAUGCAAUGAUAAGCCAAAAUUGAAAAGAGACAGAACAAAAUGAAACGCGUUUAUACUUAAAUAAUAUAAGAGAUGUGUAAUUAUGUAAUAAAAUAUGUAAAUGUAA